AUGGAUUCCUCUACGCAUUCCAGCAAGCCGGACAACAGGAAGAAAACCUCAGACUCGGUCAAUGAUCCUGAUUAUGAUGUAGAUUUGAAACCGGGCAGCGAGAGCGCUAUGCCGGCGGAGCUCAUCUCUGCUGGAUCUCAACAUUUACAUCGAAAGCUAGGAGGCAAAGAGAUACAGCUGUUUGCUGUGGGAGGAGCUAUCGGGACAUGUAUGAAAUCAUCCAAUACCUCGAAGGGGCCUUCUCAGUCGAACAUCCCUAUUAAAUCAAAAUCGCUUCUUCCUAUUAAGGCGAUGAUGCUGAUGUUUGCAGCUCUAUUUGUUCAGAUGGGAGCAUCUCUCCCGAAAGGGGGACCAGCCGGGCUAUUCUUAGGUUUUGUUGCAUAUGCGACCCUUAUUUAUGCAGUCAAUGAGUGUUUUGCGGAGAUGGUCACCUAUCUCCCCAUCCCAUCACCAUUCGUUCGGCUGGCUGGAUUUUGGGUUGAUGAUGCCUUAAGUUUUGCCAUGGGGUGGAACUACUUUUUUCUUAUGGCAUUUAAUAUCCCGUACGAAAUUACUGCGAUCAAUGUCCUUCUUACCUACUGGACCGACAAGGUCCCUGUGGCCGCAGUUGUGGUGGUUUGCUUGGUAAUUUAUGCAAUCUUGAACGGGCUCACGGUUCGCUACUUUGGCAUGUCCGAGUUUUACAUGUCGAUAUUCAAAGUCUUCCUCAUGCUAGGACUGAUGAUGUACACUUUUGUCACGAUGGUGGGCGCCGGCGAGGCAGAAAACCCACGCAAAUUGCUUCGAAAGGCUUAUUCUUCAUUCGUGUGGCGUCUCAUGUUCUUCUUUAUCGGGGGUGCUCUCUGUGUUGGGAUUGUCAUUCCAUACAAUGACGAAAUCCUCGCAGGCUAUAUUGAAGGGAAUAAAGAAGGAAGCGGAACUGGUGCUGCCUCCCCCUACGUCAUUUCGAUGGUCAAGUUCGGAAUCAAAGGUCUUCCAGAUCUAGUUAACGCCCUGAUCAUGACUUCCGUUCUUUCUGCUGGUAAUAAUGUUAUUUUCUCUGCCGCCCGCACUCUCCACGGCAUGGCAAUAGAUGGCAAAGCUCCUCAAUUCUUUGCAAAGUGCAACAAGCUUGGUACCCCGUACUAUGCAGUGCUAACAGCGCUGGCUUUCUGCCUCCUCUCUUUACUGCAACUCAGCAAAUCGUCAGCGACAGUCCUCGAUUGGCUUGUGGGCAUCUGCACGGCUUCAUACCUGCUCAACUAUUUCGGAACGAUUGUCACAUACCUACAUUUUUAUGCGUCGCUUCGUCGCCAAGGUAUUGAUAGGAAUACUCUCCCGUAUAAAGGAUUCCUCCAGCCGUAUACCGCCUGGACUAAAUAUGUUCGACCGGGAGAGGCGGAUCUUCAACUGGGCAAUGUCAAGAGCGAUAUUGACCUCUACGAGGCAGUUUAUGAGCCACCGAAGAGAGGGAAGGUAUUGGGGUAUUUGAACGGUAUUUUUGAGUGA
This is a messenger RNA of Aspergillus tanneri, 1488 nucleotides long. RefSeq lists its product as uncharacterized. Gene Ontology annotation, molecular function: amino acid transmembrane transporter activity. The coding region runs from base 1 to 1488 and encodes 495 amino acids. NCBI's taxonomy places the organism in Eukaryota, Fungi, Ascomycota, Eurotiomycetes, Eurotiales, Aspergillaceae. The transcript has 7 exons. Gene Ontology annotation, cellular component: membrane. Gene Ontology annotation, biological process: amino acid transmembrane transport. The record is from RefSeq and is a predicted model, not a curated record.